Molecule: messenger RNA, 450 nt
Organism: Nilaparvata lugens (brown planthopper)
Lineage: Eukaryota; Metazoa; Arthropoda; Insecta; Hemiptera; Delphacidae
Exons: 3
Coding region: 1-450 (149 amino acids)
Source: RefSeq, a predicted model, not a curated record
AUGUCUGUACUCAACAUCCAAUGGCACUUCAUUCCCCCUCGGGCUCCGCACUUCGGUGGACUCUGGGAGAAUGUACAAGAUAUUGCAUCAGUUAUGGCUGUUUUUGAGAAGACUGAGUUGGAAAUAAUUCUACCUGAAAAACAUUGCAACUUGGACAACAUAAUGGAUCAACUCGGUUAUUCCAAACUGGUGCUGCCUAAUUGCUCUCCUUGUUUUGUCAACAAUUCUAACAGAAAUAAUGCAUUGUCACAGUCGGUCCUUUUCUUGAAUAAGACAUCCAAAGAUGUGUACAAUUUUGUAUGCUAUACAAGGAAUGAACAUCAGUUACUGCUGCUUGCGCAGUCUACUGAGUCUCCUACCACACAAAUCACAGAUAUUGAAAAAGUUGAGGCUACAACUAGCCUUGACAAUGCUAUGACCACCUCGGAAGUGAAAUAUCAUACCGACUGA